AUGGCCGCCCUCCGUCACUCUGGCUUGAGGCCACUCUCCCUCGCCGGCAAGCGUCUCUCUGCUCCCUCGCCCGCAAGACAGUCUCUCUCCCAGACCCUCUCGCGACCCUUCUCCGCCUCAACCGCCAGAAUGGUCUCCAGCUACUACAGCGGCGAGCCUGAGGGCCCUGUCAUCAAGACCGACAUCCCCGGCCCCAAGUCCAAGGAGCACCUUGCCGCCCUGGACAAGGUCUUCGACACCCGCAGCACCAACAUGCUCGCCGACUACACCAAGAGCUUCGGCAACUACAUCGUGGACCCCGAUGGCAACACCCUCCUGGACGUCUACGCCCAGAUUGCUUCUAUCCCCAUCGGAUACAACAACCCGGCCUUGGUCGACGCCGCCAAGAGCCCCGAUAUGGUCAACGCCAUCAUCAACAGACCUGCGCUGGGCAACUUCCCCUCCCACGACUGGGCAUCUGUCCUCGAGACCGGUAUCCUCAAGGUUGCCCCCAAGGGAUGCGACCAGGUCUUCACCGCCAUGGCCGGAUCCGACGCCAACGAGACGGCGUACAAGGCCGCCUUCAUGUGGCGCCGCCAGAAGGAGCGAGGUGGCCCCUCGGUCGAGUUCACCGAGGAGGAGAUGAGCUCGGCCAUGAACAACCAGUCGCCCGGUGCUUCGCAGCUGUCCAUCAUGUCCUUCAAGACCGGUUUCCACGGCCGCCUCUUCGGCUCUCUCUCGACCACCCGCUCCAAGCCCAUCCACAAGCUCGACAUCCCCGCCUUCGACUGGCCCCAGGCCACCUUCCCUCAGCUCAAGUAUCCUCUCGAGGAGCAUGCUGAGGAGAACGCCAAGGCUGAGGCUGCUGCCCUCGAGGAGGUUGAGCACCUGAUCAAGACCUGGCAUAUUCCCCCUGCCGCCGUCAUCGUCGAGCCCAUCCAGUCCGAGGGUGGUGACAACCACGCCUCGCCCGCCUUCUUCCGUGGCCUUCGUGAGGUCACCAAGAAGCACGGCGUUCUCCUGAUCGUCGACGAGGUCCAGACAGGUGUUGGUGCCACUGGCAAGUUCUGGGCUCACGAUCACUGGGACCUCCCCACCCCUCCGGACAUGGUCACCUUCUCCAAGAAGGCUCAGACUGCCGGAUACUACUUUAGCAACCCCGAGCUUCGCCCCAACAAGCCUUACCGCCAAUUCAACACCUGGAUGGGUGACCCCGCCCGUGCUCUUCUCUUCCGCGCCAUCAUCGACGAGGUCCAGCGCCUGAACUUGGUCGAGCACACUGCCAAGGUCGGCGACUACCUGUUCGGCAAGCUGGAGGAGCUCUCCAAGAAGUACCCCGGCGAGUUCCAGAACCUCCGUGGCAAGGGCCAGGGAACCUUCAUUGCCUUCGACAACCCCAAGCGUGACCAGUUCCUCGCCAAGGCCAAGAAGUUCGGUGUCAACAUUGGCGGCAGCGGUGCCAACGCCGUCCGGCUCAGGCCCAUGCUUAUCUUUGAGCAGGGCCACGCCGACAUCCUGCUCGGGGCCUUGGAGAAGAUUGUCACCAGCUGGUGA
Messenger RNA from Neoarthrinium moseri, 1533 nucleotides. RefSeq lists its product as uncharacterized. Gene Ontology annotation, biological process: GABA catabolic process. Bases 1 to 1533 code for a protein of 510 amino acids. The transcript is spliced from 2 exons. Gene Ontology annotation, molecular function: pyridoxal phosphate binding. Gene Ontology annotation, cellular component: mitochondrion. Lineage: Eukaryota; Fungi; Ascomycota; Sordariomycetes; Amphisphaeriales; Apiosporaceae. The record is from RefSeq and is a predicted model, not a curated record.